AGUCCCACUUGAAAUAAGAUUCAGCAUGCAAGUUGAGGUGUCCAGCCCACUGCUCACUUCCGCAGCCUCUCCUGGGCCGUGGAGUCAGUCCUUGUUUGCUUUCAUGCCCUCCUGGCCCGGGAAGACUUUCCUGAAAGCAGAGUCCCCUCGAACACACCAUUUGUCUGGAGAUGUUUCAGGAGGAGCUCUGAAGACUUCAGGGAGCGGAGUCAUUUUCCAGAAAUGCGCCCUGGUGUCUGGGCACAGCAACCCACAGACCGUGCAGGUGCGGCUGCUGGUAGACAACGUGAAGACGUCUUCGUCGGCCAACCUCUCGGAUCUGCUCCUGCUGGACAACAUCACUGGCCUCACCAUCAGGGAUUCGGGGGGAAAUAGGACCGCGGAUGGAUUCCAAGCUUUCGGGAAGAAGUUUCUGGAAGCUGGAGACUCCUACUGGGUCAGCUACACGGCCUCGAUGGACGCCAGAGCCCUUGGGACCGGGAACAGCCUGCUGCUGCCUGCCCAGCUCACCUUUCGGAGCUGGCCACCGAACAGGACACAGCUGAGAGCCCACUUCAGCAUCACAGUGGAGGAGAAGAUAACGGUUCUGCCCAACCACGGGCUCCAUGCUGCUGGGUUCUUGGGAGCCCUCCUUGUGUCCCUCGUGCUGACCUGGGUGGCACUGUUGCUGGUGACACGAUGCUGGGGUCUGAAGGGAAGCAUCAGCGCCAGACCUGGGGUGCAGCACCUCGAGAGCAGACUGGAGCCCUCGCUGUUCACCUCGGCCGGUGUGAACGAGGACCUUGCCCUCAACGACCAGAUGGUGGACAUCCUGUCUUCUGAGGACCCUGCGGACAUGCUCCAAGCCUUGGAGGAGUUGGAGAUUGCAACCCUGCACCGGGCAGAUGCAGAGCUGGAGGCCUGCCGCGGCCAAGUCAGCAAGGACCUCUUGGCCCUCCUCCUGAAGAGUCUGACCAGCAGGGGCCACCUCUCCCCUCAAGCGGAAAGGAGAAUGGGUGCUGCUUUCAAACAACAGUUCCUGCUGCUGGACAGCGAAAUCCGAGAGGAGUACGACCGGAAGGUGUUGGCACUGACAGCUGAGUGUGACCUGGAAACCAGAAAGAGGACGGAGAUCCAGUGCCAGAGGGAGGUGGUGGCGAUGGAGGAAGCAGAGGAGCUGCUGCGGCGUGCCAGUGAGAGGUCUGCUGCUGAGUGCAGCAGCCUCCUGCGGAGCCUGCAUGGCCUGGAGCAGGAGCAGCUGCGGCGGUCCCUGGCUGUGCAGCAGGAGGAAGACUUCGCCCAGGCUCACAGGCAGCUGGCUGUUCUGCAGAGAAACGAACUGCACAGGAUUUUUUUCACCCAGAUAAAAAGUGCUGUUGUUGAGGGGGAGCUGCGGCCCGAGGCGGCCGAGCUGCUGCUGCAGGAGUAUUCGAAGCUCCAGGAGAGCAUCGAUGAGCUCAUGGACUUCUUCCAGGCCAGCAAGAGGUCUCAUCUGAGCAAACGAUUCGGCCACAGGGAGUACCUGCUCCAGAACCUGCAGUCCACCGAGACCCGUGCGCAGGGCCUGCUGGCCGCGGCCGCAGCCCAGCUGACCCAGCUCAUCCAGAAACACGAGAGGGCGGGGUACCUGGACGAGGACCAGACGGAAAUGCUGCUGGAGCGAGCUCACACCGAAGCCUUCUCGGUGCGGCAGAAACUGGACAGCAACUUGAAGCAGGAGAAGAAAAAGCUGCAGCACAAACUCAUCACGAAGAGGAGGCGGGAGCUGCUGCAAAAGCACAAGGAACAGCGCAAGGAGCAGCUGUGUGUGGGUGAGGCUUUGCGUGCUGCGGAGGAUGCUGGCAAGUACCUGCAGCAGUGGCGGAGCCUGGUGGCCGAGCACAGUGCUGCCCUGGAGGAGCUGCAGGAGCAGCUGGACCAGGCCGCCCUGGACGAGCUCCGGGCCUUGACGCUGUCCCUGGCUGAGAAGGCCACCGAGGAGCUGCGACGGCUGCAGAACUCGGCCAUGACGCAGGAGCUGCUCAAGUGCAGCGUGCCCUGGCCCUUCCUGCAGCAGAUCCUGGAGGAGCACGGCCAGGAGAUGGCAGCCCGGGCUGAGCAGCUGGAGGCUGAGGACAGGGCCCGGGGCCAGGAGGGUGUCCAGAGUGUGCGGCAGCGGCUGAAGGAUGACGCCCUGGAGGCCUCCACUGAGGAGCAGGCAGAGCUGAGACGCUGGGAGCACUUGGUCUUCACGAAGCUGUGCUCCUCAGCCUUCUCACUGUCCGAGGACGAGCUGCUCCAGAUGAGGCAGGAGGUCCACGGUUGCUUCGCCCAGAUGGACCGCAGCCUGGCUCUCCCCAAGAUCCGGGCCCGGGUCCUGCUGCAACAACUACACUCCGCUUGGAGGGAAGCCGAGUUCCUGAAACUGGACCAGGCCCUGGCCACCCCUGCUGAGCCACAGCAGCCGUCCAAGGCGAGAAAGCCACGCUCCAAGGGUAAGAGCCGGGCAGACCUGCUGAAGAAGUGCAUUGAGGAUAAAAUUCACCUGCUGGAGGCACAGGCCCCGGAGGACCUGGCAGAGAAGGUGCGUGGGGAGCUGCUGCGGGAGCGAGUACAGCGGCUGGAGGCCCAGGAGGGCCGCUUCGCAGAAUCGCUCGUGGCUCUGCAGUUCCAGAAGGCCGCCCAGGCAACCGAGACCCUGGCUGCCUACAGUGCCCUGCUCAGCAUACAAGACCUACUCCUGGAGGAGCUGGGCGAGUCCGGGACCCUGACCAAGGCAGCCUGCAUCCAGGUCCUGGAGUCCCACAGCCCGGAACUGGAGGAGCUGCAGAGGAAGCUGGAGGACCGGCUGGCACAGCAGGAGGCCACUCAGCAGCAGCAGGCCCUGGCAAGCUGGCAGCACUGGGUGGCUGAUGGGCCCGAGCUUCUGAGUGAGCCCGGGGCAGAGGACUCCACAGGGCAGGUGUCCGCCACCCUGCAGCAAGCCUUGGGCAAAAGCCAGAAGUUGCUGGAGCAGCAGCAGCAGAGGAGGAGGGAGGAGCAACGGAGCAGUGCCAUCCUGGAGGACCUUCUGGAAAAGCUGGAGACGGACACCAUUGGGGCACUGUGCAGCCAGGAGCUGAGACUGGCAUGCUACCUGUCCAAGAUGACCAUGGUGCCUGGGGCCACCCUGCGCCGGCUGCUGGCCCUGCUGCUGCCCGUCGCCCCGCAGGCCCAGCUGCUGGUCCUCCUGGACUCAGCCAGUGAGAAGCAUCCAGACCAUGUAGCCGAGAGCGCCGGCGGUGGGGAGCAGGCUGAGCUGAGCAGGAAGCGGAGGCACCAGGACUGGUGGCGAAGCUUGGAAAGCAGCCUGCGGGCGGAGCUGAGAAGCAGAGGGUCGGACAGGAUGCUGUGGGCUCGCCACAGGAAGGAGAGCAUGUUAAAGAAGACGUGUCUCCCACUCAGAGAGAGAGUCAUGUUCUCUGGGAAGGGUAGUUGGCCCCAGCUGUCUCUGGAGCCCGUCGGUGAGCCAGCCGCUGUGCCCAUCGUCGGGGUGGACACCAUCGAUGUGUUAAACACAGGGGAGAAGCUCUUCAUCUUCAGAAACCCACAGGAGCCGGAGAUCUCACUGCAUGCCCCUCCCAGGAGAAAGAGGAAGAACUUUCUGAACACCAAAAAGGCCAGUCGGGUCUUGGCAACAGCCCCACCGGAGGGGGAGCCCCCUGAGAGCUUCUGAAGCUGCUGUCCAGGUGCCUAUGGACAGAUCUCAUGUGCACCUGCCGCCCACCUGCCUGUGGGCAGGGCUCAUGCAUUCCUGCCGCC
This is a messenger RNA of Ochotona princeps (American pika), 3759 nucleotides long. It is a transcript of the gene EVC2, whose product is annotated as EvC ciliary complex subunit 2. Gene Ontology annotation, biological process: smoothened signaling pathway. The record is from RefSeq and is a predicted model, not a curated record. Lineage: Eukaryota; Metazoa; Chordata; Mammalia; Lagomorpha; Ochotonidae. Gene Ontology annotation, cellular component: plasma membrane protein complex; ciliary membrane. Bases 26 to 3673 code for a protein of 1215 amino acids. The transcript has 20 exons.